AUGUACUAUGUCGUAGCCACACAACAGGACCACCACUUCAAGCAGUUGUUUCAGCUGCUGCACCGAUUGGGCUACGACUGGGCCAACAAGUGCGAGCACAUCGCAUUCGGUAAUUGUCUUCUCUGUUGUGGUCACCAUCUGGACUAUGGUAUGGUUAAGGGAAUGAGCACACGCAAAGGCGACGUCGUGUUCUUGGAACAGAUCCUCGAUGAAGCGCGCGACCGAAUGAUGAGCCGAAUCAAUGACGAUCCGAUACGCAUGAGUCAUAUGGAAAACCCAACAAUGACAGUAAGUACUCAUAACCCUAGACCAAAGUGA
Sphaeroforma arctica JP610 is the source of this 318-nucleotide messenger RNA. Its product is annotated as arginyl-tRNA synthetase. Lineage: Eukaryota; Ichthyosporea; Ichthyophonida. The record is from RefSeq and is a predicted model, not a curated record. Gene Ontology annotation, molecular function: ATP binding; arginine-tRNA ligase activity. Gene Ontology annotation, biological process: mitochondrial translation; arginyl-tRNA aminoacylation. The coding region runs from base 1 to 318 and encodes 105 amino acids. The transcript has 2 exons. Gene Ontology annotation, cellular component: mitochondrion.